AUAUUCAAGUAACUUCUAAUGCAAGUUUUUUUGCUCGAUUAAUUCAUAUCAGAGUAAAAUUUGUUAAUUAUAACCCUUAUUAACAUUUCUACGUGCAGUUUAAAACUAUUAAAAGCAUCAUUUAAGUACAUAAGCGAUCCUUCAGUCGUUUGGUUAUAUUUAUUAAAUCACUUUCGUUGUCAAAGGAACACAACACUUUAGGAAAGUAAAAAUAAAUAUAAUAAGCUCAUUUGACGACAUCUAUAGAGUUAAAUGAUUGAGUUUUGCCAAUUUUGAAUCCAUUCAGCCGACCUCCAGGUCUGACAGUAGCACUUUAGCUUAGCUUAGCAUAAAUCAUUGGAACAGAUUAGACCAUUAGCAUCUCGCUCAAAUAUUUUUCCUAUUUAAAGCUCAAAUCUUUUUGUACGAAGACCGAAAUUUAAUGAAAAGUUACUAUUUUCUUGGCUCAUAUGAUUAGGAACUGUACUCCUUCCGGCGUAAUAAUUAAGGAACUUUGCUGCAGUGCCAUGGCUACAGCAGGUGCAAUUAUUUUGCGCAGCACCUGAAAAUACUCCCCAGCUACCUUCCAAUGUGACCUGCACUAAGUUAGUGCAGAGUUAAAGCCGACAAAUUGGUUAUUGGCUAAAUAUACAAGUGUAGCCAUGGUUAUGUGCGUAGUAAAGGGCUGUGAUAAUAAGUCGAAGGUGUACUCCACCGUCAUGUUUCAUAGAAUUCCAACGAAAAACGACAUGCUAAAAUAUCAAUGGCUGGCUACUCUGAACAUCGAUCACAAAACACCGUUAGAAACGAUCAAGAAAUGGCGAGUUUGCUCGGAGCAUUUUCAACCAGAUGACUAUUACUGGGUAAACAUGGACAGUCCCACAGGACGGCGUCUAAAGGAUACUGCCAUCCCUACAAUCUUCAGAAUGCAGGCAGGACCAAGUGGAUCAUCACCCAUGACUGAGACUGAGAUUGAUCCAGAAAGCCAAUCAAUUGAUGACAGCUUUGAUUUUGAAGAUGAAGAGGCAUAUUUUGAUGAUGAUGAUGAUAUUCAGUCAACUGUAGGAAGGCAAAAGAACCCCAGAUCCUGCCCUGGUGAACGUCUUCAGUCCAGACUCAUUUUAACCGUUACAAAUCCAUCUACUGAACCAACCACACCUCCAUCUGUAUUUGGCACCUAUUAUGCUCUUUCUCCCACGUGGUACUACCAAAUGGAUGAUCCUUCAAAGAUUGGACUACACAUGGAAGAACCGUUCAAUGAAAACGUCAACAUGGAUUUUGUUGCUAAUAAAGAAGCUGGUGGCUUUUUGAACCAUGAGCUUUCCAAAGGACAUUCACAUGUGUGUCGGAGAAGCAGACCAGAAAAAAGAAAUCCAUUAAGCCAGGAUAGAGGAUCUAAAAGAAGUGCACCGGGAUCGCCAGAGGAUGCCACGGAUUCAGAUAAUGAGGACAAAGACAUCAACACAGAAGAAAAUGCACAGUGUUCAGAAGAGCUAGUGAUCACUAAAGUCGAGGACCUCUCAAAUGAAACCGAAUUUGAUCAGAAUGAGAAUUACAGUGGGAAAAUGGACAUGGACGAACCAGAAGAUUCAGAAGCACUGAGGGCCAAAGGCCUUAAAAGCAGACCUGCACAUUCAUCUGCUGUCACGCAAACGCAGGCUGCUGAUAAAAGAUUUGCAGGAUUUGACCCCUCUGACGUUUUACCUGUGAAGAUCAAAGAUGAACCGAUGGAUGAAGAGUGGAAGAAAGCACCUCAAAGUCCACUGAGAAGCAUUAAAGAUGAUGAGGAUUUUGACCAACAGAGGCUCGGAUCUUAUCAUCAGGUGCCUGGUGUAAAUAAUGCAUCCACUGGAGCACAAACGGAGUCCAUUCAGAAUUUCAAGCGACUUGGUGUUCUGUGCACUGCCUGCAAUAAGGUCUUGCUGAAGGGACAAACAGCCUUCCAGCGCAGUGGCUCUGCUAAAAUCUACUGCUCACUUGAAUGUCUCCGGAGCACCAAGAAUAAAGCAUGUCACCACUGCCUCAAAGAGAUUCAUGAAGACAGCAGCAUCAUAGUUGCCCCAGUGGACAUGUCAGGGGCUGGGAAGGAGUUUUGCAGUCAGAAAUGCCGCAACGCUUUAACUUUUAAGUGCAGUGUGUGUCAGAAGGCAGGAAUAAGACACGUUCAUGAGGUGAACUUCAGAGGCUCCAUUCAAAAGCUGUGCAGCGAUGGCUGCUUCAACCAGUUCCGCUCCUCCAAUAAGCUGAACAUGAACAGCUGUGUGAACUGUGGAGGAUUCUGCUAUGGCACAGACGCUCAGUGUCCAUCUCUGCGCAUGGAAGACAGAGUUAUGAAGUUCUGCAGCCAAACCUGCCUUACAGCUUACAAAAAGAGGAGCCUGAAACUUGUCACCUGUAAGACGUGUCAUGCCCUGAGGCCUGCGGAAGAUGCACUGGACAGUCCAAACGCAGAGGGAAUCCGGGAGCUUUUCUGCUCUGUCUCCUGUGUCACUGCGAGUAAAGAUCAGACCGUGGGUUUGUCAGCUGCUCCAGUGGAAUGCAACAACUGCAAGCUGAAACUAGUGCCUCAGUACCACAUAGCCAUGUCUGAAGGAUCCGUUCAAAACUUCUGCACAUUCUCCUGCGUAGUAGCAUAUCAGGAAUCCUUGAAUAAUAAAAAAGCGAACACACAAGUGAACACCGUAACCUCUACAAGCAGCAACACAACUACUGCAGCAAAAACUGCUGCCCCCAAACCUGCUUCAUCGGAGUCCAGCUCAGCAGCCAAGACUAGCACCCCUAGUGGUCAAGGCCAAAACGUCACUAAAAUCCCCUGCUGUCAGUGUCUGAACGCCUUCUUCCACAAGCCAGAACUGAUGGAGUAUAAGAGGAAAAUGUACGCUUUCUGUGGCAACGAUUGUAUCGAUGAGUUCAGAAAGGUCAACCGUGUGGUGGCUCGCUGUGAAAACUGCAACCUCAAUAAAAGAGUCAAAGUCGUGAGAAGGAUAAACAGAGUUGACCGCUCUUUCUGCGAAGAGAAAUGCAGGGCACUCUUUGAGCAGAACCUGGUCAAGCGUUGGGGGACAAAGCACUGUAGCAAUUGUUUCCACUGUAACAGCACUUCUAAGACUGUAGUGACGGAAGUCUUCAAUGGCAAACAGGAGGAGUUCUGUGGGAGCGAUUGCUUGUCACAACAUAAUUUACUGAUUCGUCAGGAAAUAAAGUGCUCAAUGUGCAGACAGAUCAAGAAGAUGAACGAGUCUGUGAAAUGGCUGGGAGAGAUGAAGCACUUCUGCAGCCUGCGGUGCCUGAUGUUUUUCUGCAGUCUGCAGGGCAUCACUGGAGCCGUCAUCAAGGCAACCAGCAAAUCUCUGGCCACACAGUGUGCAAAGCCAAUGUCAUCUGCAGUCACACAGAAGCCUAAAGAGGCCACGCCGGUCAUUGCCAGUGUCGUUUCACUUUCAGGGCCAUCCAGCAAACAGCCAGGCGUUUCAGGAAACACGAAUGCGAAAGGCUCUGUUCAAACAGAUGUGACCAUGAAGCAUAAACGUAAUCUGAGAUCCCAAAUCCUACAGAACAAAUCCCCAAGCAAAAACAAAUCCACAACCUGUAAACCCCACACCGCUGAUGCUGAGAUACAGAAAGAUGAGGCACCUAAAGUGAUAGUGCUGCCUGUUCCGGUGCCAGUCUAUGUGCCAGUUCCCAUGAAUCUCUACUCUCAAUAUGUUCCAAAGUCUGUUGGGAUGCCCCUUCCGGUUCCAGUGCCCUUGUUCUUCCCCACGACUCUGGACAGCGCCGAACACAUUGUACAGACCAUUCAGGAAAUCAAAGAGAAGAUCCCUGAUGAUCCUCUGGAGGCCGACCUCAUCAUGAUGGCGGAGAUGGUGGCGGAGGAUGCAGAGAAGGAGAAACACAUCAGCUCCUGUGAUCAGACUGAUAACAUUAUGGAGGAUCUCGAUUUGCAAGAUCUGUCUAGUAAUCUGAGCUGGGAGGAGGAUCCUGUGUCUCCUGCUCAAAUUUUGGAUCAAACCCCAGAACCUGAACCACCACCACCACCACCUCCUCCUGCUCCUGCUUCUACUCCUACUCCUACUUUUGCUCCUGCUUCUACUCCUACUUUUGCUCCUGCUUCUACUCCUACUCCUACUUUUGCUCCUGUUUCUACUCCUACUUUUGCUCCUGCUCCAUCAUCCAGAUCUGCCACAAUGACACUCGUCUCCACCAAAGCAGGGGAGCCACUGAUGGACUUGGAGGCGGAUUUCCCAAUUGAGACCAUUGCGCUUCUCAGAGAGCAAAUGGAAAAUGAUUCUGGAAAACGGAGAUCUUGCAAGAAAGGACCUGAUGUCUCAACUCAGAAGAAACGGGGUCGUAAGUGUGCGUCUGUUCCUUCAAACAUCCUCUCCAAACUGCAACACGAGUACGGCGUCAAGGCCUGGAGGGACUGGGUACGCUGGAAAAACGCCCAACCCAACUCGGAUGCUCCUAAAUUUGGCUCACGCAGCAUGACACUAAAGGAGGACGUGUUGAAGUGUUGCACGGCAGAAUUAAGCUACGGUCUCUGUAAGUUUAUCACUGAAGUCCGGCGACCCAAUGGAGAGAAAUACAGUCCUGACAGCAUCUAUUACCUCUGCUUGGGCAUCCAGCAGUACCUGUUUGAGAACAAUCGGAUGGAGAACAUCUUCUCAGAUGUCUUCUACACUAAAUUCUGCUGGGAAAUGAGCAACAUACUCAAGGGGUGGAAACCAACUAUUCUGCCUAAUGGUUAUAUUCACUCUCGUGUGGAAGAGGAGUUUCUGUGGAACUGUAAGCAGCUCGGGGCCUUUUCACCUGGCGUUCUGCUCAACACUUUAAUCUAUUUCUUCACAAAGUACUUUAACUACAGGACCGUGGAGCAGCACCGUCUCCUCUCUUUCGCACACGUCAAACGUUACACUCGGGGGCCGGCCAACGCUAAAGUGUCCUUCCUGCGUUUCUACCCACCAAAAGAGGACUCAAGCGACGAUGGUGUCCCUGCAAAGAAAAGAAAGAAGGACGAUGAACGACAAAGGGUGCUUAAGAUAGGGCAGAAUUCAGACAAUCCCCUCCAUUGUCCCGUCAGGCUUUACGAGUUUUAUCUCUCAAAAUGCUCGCCUGGCAUUAGGCAUCACGCAACCAAGUUUUACCUGAGCCCCGAGCGCUCCUGUGUUCCCAGCAGCCCUACAUGGUUCUCCAUCAGCGCUCUGAGCGACGAGGCUCUGGACAGCAUGUUAUCCCGCAUCCUCACAGUCCGAGAGCUUCAUAUGGAGACAGAGCAAACACCCGCUGACACUGAUUCAGACAGCGACUCUGACUACAAUCAGUUUUAAGACCACAAACCUGAGCUCGUCCUCUGAAGUAGUUCUGGAAAGCAAGCGGUUUGUUAUUGUGUCCGUUGUUGUUCAUUCUCAGUUAUCUAUUACUGGCUCUAGAUACCUAUAUGUCUUGUUCCCCGACAUCUUUCAUUUUUUCAAAGUUUCUUCCGGAUGUCCAGGAUGCUUGAACUCCUCCAGCGGUGGACGCUGAUCACUCAUUAAACUCAUUAUUGUAAGUCACCACAAUUUGUAUUCUAUCGAUACACUAAAGACAUUGGCAGCAUCAUUCCAAAAGAACACUAUUUUGACAUUGCUGUUCUUCAUCGCAAACCAUAUUAGUAUGUAUUGAAUGAAUGUUCCCAAAAUUAUGGAUGUUAUUGCUUUUUUGUUUUUAUGGAUAAAACACUACGAAACUAA
Messenger RNA from Danio rerio (zebrafish), 5705 nucleotides. The record is from RefSeq and is a predicted model, not a curated record. Lineage: Eukaryota; Metazoa; Chordata; Actinopteri; Cypriniformes; Danionidae.